AGAGAAUUGAGUGAUAUCCCUUCUUCCAGCCUCAAUUGUGUAAGAGUAAGUGCUCGCAAGGCUGCAUGAUUCCGAAAGGCUUGAAAUAGGGUCCGAUUGGCGACUGUAUUUUCAUCUUCUCGAUGCGGCAGCAGAUAGGUCAGACUGGCAUCCAGGUCGUCUUGCUCUGAGGGAUUUGCCAGCUCGACAAAUCGCAACGUCAACGUCUCCAAUCGCUUGGCUUGGUGCAGAACGUGCUGAAGAUAGUCCACCGGCAUUCGGUAGCCAUCAAAGUCAAUGACUUCUUGAACAAUCAGAGUCUUGAGCGCAGGCAAUUGACUGAUGGCAUCUAGAAGCAUCCAAUCAAACGAGACGGCAACAUCUUCAUCAUUGUCGGCUUGGUGGUGGCUUGCUGCAGCAGACUCCUCCCACAGUGUUGUCAUCUCUUUGAGAAACUCCCCCGAGACGGAAACUUGAUGGACAGAAGUGUUUUGUCGCAUGGCUUGAAAGAACUCCUCUACUCGCUCUCGAAUACCUCUGAGAAACCAAUCGCUGCAGCAACCAUCCUCCAAUUCCAAAUGGGUCAAUCGAGAAUCACGAAGGCUCUCAAACAUAAUAUCCUCUCCGAGGUCCAAGAUCAGGUCUUGGAUGAACGGUUCUUCGUCCUCCAUCAUCAAAUGAGAGGAUACCUCCGCUGCGUCAUCAUCGUUCCAGUCAUCUACAUGGAUUGCUGCUGGUAUUCCGUUGUGAUCGCUGUUGUCGUCCAUCGUUGGGCUUUGCCUUCAACAGUCAGACUUCCACUCUCAAACUUUCUCUCAUGGUGUGCUACAGAGUGUAGUGUGGUGCUCUUUGAAAAGAGAAGAAAAUGCAUGUUUGGGCGGCGGGACUGACAAAAGUGAUCUCCUACUCCAACCCUUGUGUGUACAGAUCGAUGCGAACCGCUAUCCUUCGCAGCAACGCGAACCAGGGAACAUUCUUGUUCUGGAGCUCCAAGGUGCUUGGUUUCAGUUUCCACCAGCUCUCUUUGUUGGACCAUAAUAAAGCUAACACCGAAUAUCGAAAGGUCAAAGAAAACUACGCGAACUUCUUCAACAAAAGGAAGCUACAGCAACAAUGAUUUCGAAAAGCACCAGCGCUUGGAUGCUUCUGAUGAUGGCGGUGCCAAUGCAAGGCUUUACCCCCUUGCAGACGCAAACCAAGCAACGGUUCUUGGUAUCUUUGUCCAUGGUAUCACCACCGCCUCCCAUCAAGAGCCUCAGCCGCAAACCGGUUGCCUUGAAACACUUAUUCCGACAUUACGAUGAUAUCAGCAUGGAUUGCUGGUUAAGGUGCCAUGCACCAGAAUCCUUUCUACGGUCGUGUGGAUACACACAACGAGAGAUUGACACCAUGGCACAAGAGUAUCCCGAAAUUCUCAAUAAAGACGUCCAUGAUCAUCUUGCACCCCACAUGAGGUUCCUUGUUCGAGCGUUGGGUGGAGGAACGGGUGAUUUGAUGUGGGCAUCGACAGAGCCGUUCCUCAGCGAAGAGGAGGACGACGAAUGUGCCCUGGCGAAUUACGAAGACAACGAUGGAAGCGACAAACACCGUCUGCGAGUUUCCCCCUUGGCCAAACAGAAUGUGCCUGUCAAGUCGUUUUUCAAUCUACGGCUGGAAAAGGCAUUGGCGCCUUGGCAUGCUUACAUGGAGUGGCAAAAGGGCGUGCCGUCUGGCAAGGCAUUGCUCCAGGAUGGGGUCAAGUUGACAGAAUUCUUGACCGUUGCUCAGUCAGGAAAACUGGACCAUUUUGUUGAAUUAUGCAAUGCCUGGGAUGCCACUGGAAAGCAUCACACGGUCGAACAAGUCUCCGAGUUUACCCAUGCCUUUCACGAAGGAAUGGUUCCUGCCGUUCGAAACCACUUGCAUGUCAAUGCCAAACAAGUCAACUGUGAACCCGGGCAAAUGACAGAACUGCUCCUUUCACAUGGUGCCAACCACUUGGAGGAUGAUCAUCAUGGAGCGUCCUUGUUGCAUUGGGCUGCUGGUACUGGUAACUUGAGAGCCGUCCAAGCAUUGCUGCGAGAAGGGCAACAUGACGGUAUUCCCGCCAAAGAGGUGAUUGCGACCGAUCGGGUCGCCAAGGAUGGCGCUACAGUGCUCCAUUGGGCAGCUUGUGGAGUAUCACCACUUGGAACCUUUGGCAAUGGGGGGCAUGUCGACAUUUGUCGUCUACUCCUCGAUACGGCAGGCAAAGAUUUGGCCAAUCAGACAACCAACAGCCAGAGUUCAGCCUUGGAAUGGGCAGCUUGGGCAGGGUCUCUUGACGUUGUCAAGCUCCUCAUUGAAGAAUAUGAUGCCGACCCACACUUUUGCAGCGACAAUGGCAAUGUGGCGCAUUGGGCCUGUGCCGGUGGUUCACUUCGUGUUUGUCAGUACCUGGCUGACACCCAUGGCGUCAACUUUUGCCUUCCGAACAUGGUCAAAGGCUGGACGCCACUCAACUUGGCUAGUUCAGAAUAUCACCCAGACAUUGCGGAAUGGCUGGUGCAACGUUUCUUUCAAACCACUAGCGAGGACACAGGAUGUAACAUAGAAAGCGAUUGUAUACAAAGCGAGGUGGCAGCAGCACUACACAACGAACUCAUGGAUACCAAGACGACAAAUGGUGCAAAACAGUCAUGAACAUUGAAGGAGGCUAUACCGUACGUUGCUUUUGAAGUGCAAUUUCGGAAGGCGAGCCAAUCGAAUCAUUAGCAGACACUACCGUCGCUAGGCAAUAACAUAAUGCUAAGGAGAGUGUGGAUUUUCAAUCAAUGG
Messenger RNA from Seminavis robusta, 2775 nucleotides. The record is from the annotation of a GenBank genome assembly. Lineage: Eukaryota; Bacillariophyta; Bacillariophyceae; Naviculales; Naviculaceae.